Ctenocephalides felis (cat flea) is the source of this 1383-nucleotide messenger RNA. RefSeq names its product SPARC-related modular calcium-binding protein 2-like. Lineage: Eukaryota; Metazoa; Arthropoda; Insecta; Siphonaptera; Pulicidae. Gene Ontology annotation, biological process: extracellular matrix organization. The transcript has 5 exons. Gene Ontology annotation, cellular component: basement membrane. Bases 1 to 1383 code for a protein of 460 amino acids. Gene Ontology annotation, molecular function: heparin binding; protein binding; extracellular matrix binding. The record is from RefSeq and is a predicted model, not a curated record.
AUGAACGAUUGCUCCAUCCGCAUGCGAGAGUGCAUGAACAAAGCGGUGGCGGUGUCUCGUACAUCUCGCUCCAUAGAGACGACCAGGUUUCAGAGAUUUCGACCCGUUUGCGGCUCCGAUAAUCACACUUACAAAUCAAAGUGUCACCUGGAGAGACAGCAGUGUCUCGGCUUCGCGGUUACAUUGAAACAUAACGGACAGUGUAAGGUGAGUCGAGUGGUCGAAUCAAUUCAUCCUCGUGAUGAUAAUGUAGGUUUAAGAAGAAGUCUCUCUAACAGCUAUUGUUUUAAUAACUCAAAUUUUUGUUACUAUUUCAGAUGCUUGUCUUGCGAGCAAAGCCUACGCCCUUGGAACAAGCGUUCUAAACGUCCAGGAAGCGUCAACUUUCAAUUCAUUCCGCGUUGCAGGAAAGACGGCGGGUAUUCCCCGGUGCAAUGUUUGGCCGGAUCGGGUUGCUGGUGUGUCACCAGACGUGGACAGCCUAUCCCUAAUACGAGUGUACGCACUGGCAGACCUCUGUGCGCCAGGAAAGGUUGUAGCAAAUCAGACAGAGCAUCCUUCAACCUGAAUCUCAUAAAAAUAUUCCAAACUGAAUAUCAGAGGUCACAAAGUGGAUCUUUUACCUCAAAUGGUAAUAACGACGAUCAAAUAGUUGUCGACUGGAAAUUUUCAUCAAUGGAUAGUAAUAAAGAUGGAUGGCUUGACAAGAAUGAGUAUCGAGAACUUAAAAGACUUGUGAAAAAAAUUGUUAAACCAAGAAGAUGUGCAAGAACUUUUGGAAGAGCUUGCGAUUUGGAUCAUGAUGAUAAAUUAUCGAAGACAGAGUGGGAAGACUGUUUAUCGAGAGAAGGAAUUAAUCAAGACUCCUCAGGUUCCUCCUCAUCGUCCUCCUCCAACAACCACCGCAAACCGUCUUACCCCAUCAGCGGCGUCACCACCGUGGAGCGCCUACAGCCCGUGAACAGAGGCGGCAAUUUCCCCGUAUCUUCGACCUCUCACCGCCCCAUCAACGUGUCUCCUCCCAGUUGGAGCAAGAUGGGCCCCCGUCCGAUCCUGGACGACUCCGAGGAAGACUCCGAUGACUUCGACGAGGAAGAAGAAGACUUCGACGACGACGUCGGCGAUCUGGGUCACCACUUACCCCCGCUCGGCGGUUCUGGUGGUCCUGGUGGUCUUGGUGGUUCCGGCGGUCGACAACAGGGUGAGCGUGGACCGCACUAUAGCGUACAGAAAACAAAACCGGCACUGUCCCUCGAUGUAAUGGAAGAGAUGGGUGAAACGGGACCACUCCAACCUCGCUUUUUGCGCGAAGCAGUUAGAAGACUUCGAAAUAAAGGUCAAAUACCAAAAGGCAGGGCAUACAAAACAGCAUAUCGAUUAUGA